UUCUGUGUUCGUGAAACAUCCUCCUUUCUGUUUUCCAAUAAAAAACAUGAUGAGAACUAGAGUUAUUUGCUUCUUAUUAUUGGGGUUUAUAACAAAAUCCUUUUCACUAGACAUGAUUACACCAAGUUUAUCCAUGAAAGAUGGUGAUACUUUGGUUUCAGCUGGUGGAACUUUUGAACUUGGAUUCUUCAGCCCCGGAGACUCAAGUGGUCGAUACCUGGGAAUAUGGUACAAGCAAUCUCCUCAAUACUCAUGGGUUGCCAACCGGAACAAACGAAUCAACAGCAACUCAUCAGUGUUGGAAAUCAACAACCAAGGAGUUCUUGUACUGCACAAUGGCUCAAACAACACAUUCUGGUCCUCCAAAGUGUCGAAAGCAGCAGAGAAUCCGGUUGCACAGCUCUUAGACUCGGGAAAUCUUGUUGUGAGAGAUGGAAAUGGUGGUAAAAUGGAGAAUCUCUUAUGGCAAAGUUUUGAUUAUCCUUGUGAUACUUUGUUGCCAGGAAUGAAGCUUGGAUGGAAUCUAGAGACAGGACUAAAUAGGUUCCUAACUUGUUGGAAAAGUACAGACGAUCCUGAUUCCGGAGACUACUCGUUUAAAAUGGAUCUUAGAGGUUAUCCACAAGCAGUUCAAUUGAAGGGAGAUUCUAUAAUGAGCAGGGCAGGUUCAUGGAAUGGACUUAGCUUCACAGCACUUCCAUAUCAUAAGCAAAGUCCAGUAUUUAAAUCUGAGUUUGUUUUGAAUGAAAAGGAAAUAUUCUAUGAGUUCCAAGUCCUUGACAAUUCUACUUUUUUUAGAUACGUCAUGACAUCUUCGGGGAAUCGGCAGCUUUUGCAUUGGACAAGUGAAACCAAUGUCUGGGAGACUCUCAUAACUAUACCAUCAGCUCGGUGCGACAAUUAUGCAUUAUGUGGCGAGAAUUCUGUUUGCAAUUCAGUGAACACUCCAGAUUGUGCUUGCCUGGAAGGAUUUGCACCAAAGAUUCAAAGAGAGUGGGAUAUGUCAUAUUGGUCUAAUGGUUGUGUUAGGAUCACCCCAUUAAGUUGUAGCAAAGAUGGGUUCAUGAAGUACACAGGGAUUGUUCUUCCUGACACGUCUUCAUCUAGGUAUAAUAAGACCAUUGACCUUCAAGAAUGUGAGAGCUUAUGUCUGCAAAACUGUUCCUGUACAGCAUAUGCAAAUUUGGAUAAGCGCGACGGAGGAAGUGGCUGCUUACUUUGGUUCAGUGAUCUGAUUGAUAUGAGGCAAUCAUAUGAAGGUGGCCAAGAUAUUUAUAUUCGAGUUCCUUCUUCGGAGCUAGAACAUAACAAGAAGAUUUUCAAAAAGAAGCUUGUAGGCAUCAUUACUGGCUCUGCUGUAUUCAUGAUAUGCUUAAUACUUGGACUUGCCAUAUGUUUAUGGAAAAAUAAAUUUGAGAAGCCAGCAGGGAUGUCGAAAGUGGGUUUCUGGAAAGAACUAUUAUGCAGAAGGGUGGAGGAGGACAGUGAUAUUCCAACAUUUGAUUUAUCAACCAUAUUUUAUGCCACAAAUUGCUUUUCUAGCUACAACAAAUUAGGAGCAGGUGGCUUCGGACUUGUGUACAAGGGUGUGCUUGCUGAUGGCACUGAGAUCGCUGUCAAGAGGCUUUCGAAGAAUUCUGAGCAAGGACAGCAAGAGUUCAAAACUGAAGUGCAGUUAAUUGCUAAACUUCAGCAUCGCAAUCUUGUAAAGCUUCUCGGUUGUUGCAUUAAACAAAAAGAGAAACUCUUGAUUUACGAGUUCAUGCCAAACAGAAGUUUGGACCACUUUAUUUUUGAUGAUGGUAGAAGAAAAUUAUUAGAUUGGACUAAGCGCUUCCAAAUCAUUAGUGGGAUAGCUCGAGGCCUACUUUAUCUACAUCAUGACUCAAGGCUAAGAAUCAUCCACAGAGAUCUUAAAACAAGCAACAUUCUUCUUGACAAUGAUAUGAAUCCAAAAAUAUCAGACUUUGGUCUCGCAAGGACAUUUGGUGGAGAUCAAACCGAGGCCUGCACAAAGAGAGUGAUGGGAACUCAUGGUUAUAUCUCUCCUGAGUACGCAAUGCAUGGCUCUUUCUCGAUGAAAUCUGAUGUGUUUAGCUUUGGCGUAAUUAUGCUUGAGGUCGUUAGUGGGAUGAAGAACAAGGAACUCUCUAUCCCGCACCAAUUUGUUAACCUUCUUGGACAUGCAUGGGAAUUGUGGACUAAGGAGAGGGCUAUGGAGUUUGUAGAUAAAUCGCUUGGUGAUUCAGUUGUUGAAGCUCAAGUGUUGAGAUGCAUUCACAUAGGGCUUUUGUGUGUGCAAGAGAGACCAGAACACAGGCCUAACAUGUCAUCAGUAAUCCAUAUGCUCAAUGAUGAUAAGCCGCUUGCUCGGCCAAAGCAGCCAGCAUUUUAUCCUCACCAAGAAAGUAAUUCUUCAACUAAAACUAGUGAAAUGUGUUCAAAUAAUGAUAUUUCCAUCACACUGUUGGAGGCCAGAUAUAUAGCCCUGAGUCAGUCCAUCAGUGAUGGAGAGACAUUAAUUUCGCGCGGAGGAACCUUUGAAGUUGGCUUCUUUAAACCAGGAAACUCAAACAGCCAAUACUUCGGCAUCUGGUAUUAUAAUGUGUCCCCUUUAACAGUAGUAUGGGUGGCCAAUAGAGAAAAACCACUCAACAACACAUCUGGAAUUCUAAAAGUCACUGAUCAAGGACUUGUUCUUGUUAAUGGCAGCACCAACAGCACUGUGUGGUCCUCCAACAUGUCAAGAAAAUCAGCGAAUCGGAAUCUAGUUGCACAGAUCUUGGACUCAGGAAACCUUGUUGUUAAAGAUGGACAUGAUGAGAAGCAAAUUCUGUGGCAGAGCUUUGAUUAUCCCAGUGACACAUUCUUGCCAGGAAUGAAGCUUGGAUUGGAUCUUGUGACAGGCCUAGAGAGAUCUGUAUCAUCGUGGAAGAGCACUGAUGAUCCUAGCCGUGGAUACUACGAAGCUAAAAUAGACCGUAGAGGCUAUCCACAAGUAGUUAUAACAAACGGAACCGUUAUAAUGGUUAGAUUAGGACCAUGGACUGGUCUUACUUUCUCAGGGGCUACACUUUACUUGCGCUAUACUCAACUGUCAAAUGAAUUUGUAUUCAAUGAGAAAGAGAUAUUUUAUGAGUACAAUCUUUUGAAUAUAUCUAAUUUUGUGAGAAUUGUGGUGACAACUUGGGGGAAUCUUCAGUCUUUUCAUUGGUUAAGACAAACCGGCAGCUGGGAGACUCUUCUUUCAAUGCCGGCGACACAAUGUGAUAAGUAUGCAGUGUGUGGUGCAAAUUCUAUCUGUAGUGUCUUUAACACUGCAUUUCCAACCUGCGCAUGCCUGAAUGGAUUUGUACCAAAUUAUCCUGAAAAAUGGAAGCAAUCACAUUGGUCUGAUGGUUGUGUUAGGAUCACUCCAUUGAGCUGCAGCAAAGAUGGAUUUAAGAAGCUCACAAACAUGGUGCUGCCUGACACAUCUUCUUCCUGGUACAACAAGAGCAUGACCUUGCAAGAUGAGGAUUUGUGUCUGAAAAAUUGUUCUUGCACAGCAUAUGCUAAUUUGGAUAUCCGCGGCCGAGGAAGUGGGUGCUUAAUUUGGUUUCAUGAUCUCAUUGACAUGAAAGAAGGGGUAAAUGAACUUUAUAUCCGAACAACUAUUUCAGAUCUAGGUACACACUUUGGAACAAUGCUCUUGAAUUUUGAUAUCUCAGAAGAUAAUCAGAACAAUGAUUCCAGCAAGAAGAAGCUAGCAGGAAUCAUUGUUGGAUCCGCAUUGUUUGUCAUGUGCUUAGUACUUGGACUGGCAAUCUAUGUAUGGAGAAACAAACCUAAGAAGCCAGAAAUAUUCUGCUGGAAGCAACAUGCUUGCAAAACAGAAAAUGAGGAUGUUGAUCUUCCAAGCUUUGAGUUAUCAACCAUAGCUUCUGCCACUAAUCACUUCUCUAGUGGCAACAAAUUAGGUGAAGGUGGAUUUGGACCUGUGUACAAGGGUGUACUCGCAAAUGGGGUAGAGAUUGCUGUCAAGAGGCUUUCCAAGAAUUCUCAGCAAGGACUGCAGGAGUUCAAAACUGAAGUUCAGUUAAUUGCUAAACUUCAGCAUCGCAAUCUUGUAAAACUUCUUGGUUGUUGCAUUCAACAAAAAGAGAAGCUCUUGAUUUAUGAGUUCAUGCCCAAUAGGAGUUUGGACUACUUCAUUUUUGAUGAUUCUAGAAGAAAAUUAUUGGAUUGGGGCAAGCGAUUUCAAAUUAUUGGCGGGACAGCUCGAGGCCUAGUCUAUCUACAUCAAGACUCUAGGCUAAGAGUCAUUCAUAGAGACUUGAAAACGAGCAAUAUCCUUCUUGAUAAGGGUAUAGAUCCUAAAAUAUCAGACUUUGGCCUUGCUAGGACGUUUGGAGGAGAUCAAACUGUGGCGAAUACAAAGAGAGUCAUGGGAACUCAUGGUUAUAUCUCUCCGGAGUAUGCAGUGCGUGGUUCUUUCUCAAUGAAAUCCGAUGUGUUCAGCUUUGGUGUAAUCGUACUUGAGGUAGUGAGUGCGAAGAGGAACAGGGAAUUCUCAAUUCCACACCAAGAUCUGAACCUUCUUGGAUAUGCAUGGAAAUUGUGGAGUGAAGGAAGGUCUCUGGAGCUGGUAGAUGAAUCACUUGGUGAUUCAGUUGAUGAAGCUCAAGUGUUGAGAUGCAUUCACAUAGGGCUUUUGUGUGUGCAAGAGAGACCAGAAGACAGGCCUAACAUGUCAUCAGUAAUCCAUAUGCUCAAUGAUGAUAAGCCGCUUGCUCGACCAAAGCAGCCAGCAUUUUAUCCUCACCAAGAAAGUAGUUCUUCACUCAUAAACAAUGAAAUCUGUUCACAAAAUGAUGUUUCCAUCACAUUGUUAGAGGCAAGAUAG
Arachis stenosperma is the source of this 4885-nucleotide messenger RNA. Its product is annotated as receptor-like serine/threonine-protein kinase SD1-7. Lineage: Eukaryota; Viridiplantae; Streptophyta; Magnoliopsida; Fabales; Fabaceae. Gene Ontology annotation, molecular function: ATP binding; protein kinase activity. Gene Ontology annotation, biological process: recognition of pollen; protein phosphorylation. The record is from RefSeq and is a predicted model, not a curated record.